CCUUCCCAGCAGCCCCCGCGGUGGAAACGUCAGGGGCGCCCUUCAGUGCGGACGAAGGAUGGCGUCCGCUACCCGUUUCAUCCAGCGACUGCGGAAUUGGGCGUCCGGGCAAGAUCUGCAGGCGAAGCUGCAACUGCGCUACCAGGAGAUCUCCAAGCGAACUCAGCCUCCUCCUAAGCUCCCUGUGGGCCCCAGCCACAAGCUCUUCAACAAUUACUACUGCACGCGAGACGGUCGUCGGGAAGCUGUGCCCCCGUCUGUCGUUAUGUCCUCCCAGAAGGCACUGGUGUCCGGCAAGCCAGCAGAGAGCUCAGCUGUCACAGCCACUGAGAAGAAGGCGGUGACGCCAGCUCCUCCCAUAAAGAAGUGGGAACUGUCCAAGGACCAGCCUUACUUGUGACUCUGCCCUGGGGCCCCUGGCUGUGCCCUCGGGGCCUCCUGACUGCUUUGCCUCCUUGAAUUCCCUCCAGGGAGAAUGUGACCUUAUUUAUGACAAAUACAUGGCGUUCCGGCGUCUCCUGGA
Molecule: messenger RNA, 523 nt
Organism: Carlito syrichta (Philippine tarsier)
Lineage: Eukaryota; Metazoa; Chordata; Mammalia; Primates; Tarsiidae
Gene: NDUFA7
Product: NADH:ubiquinone oxidoreductase subunit A7
Exons: 4
Coding region: 59-400 (113 amino acids)
Biological process (GO): ATP synthesis coupled electron transport; mitochondrial electron transport, NADH to ubiquinone
Cellular component (GO): mitochondrial inner membrane
Source: RefSeq, a predicted model, not a curated record